AGAUCGUUUCGGAUUUUCUUGAUACUUGGUACCGGAUUUCUGGCUUUUUGCAGCAUCUUAGGCCUCAGAUAGUUCCUUAAACUUGACGCAGAGAAUCUUAAAGACAUGGAGGACGCAACUGCCGGGACCUCGAGUCAAAAACUAGGGAGGGAAGACUUGGAACAAACGCUGAAAUUUUCGGAUUCGCCAGGGCAAAAAAAUAAAGACGAUAUCCCAACGAAUCAAAAACGCCCGGCUUCGGAUGAAAACGCCAGCACUAGUACGCCGGCUGGCUCUGCCGAGAAGAGCACGGAAGGAGGAGAGAGUUCGGCUAAGAAGCUGGCGCUAGAACGGGUGGGGAGUGUGGAGGAAGGAGAGACGAGGAAAAGCAAGAUGGAACAACUGGAAGAAGAGCGACAGAAAAUGCAGGUUCUGGUUGCCUCCUUCUCAGAAGAGCAGCUGAAUCGUUAUGAGAUGUUCCGAAGAUCAGCUUUUCCCAAAGCUUCUAUCAAGAGGAUAAUGCAGCAGAUGACAGGCACCAGUGUGUCCCAGAAUGUGGUCAUCGCCAUGGCCGGGAUAUCCAAGGUGUUUGUAGGAGAAGUAGUGGAAGAAGCUCUAGAUGUGAUGGAGAAGUCCGGCGACUCUGGGCCGCUCCAACCGAAACACAUCCGAGAAGCCGUCAGAAGACUCAGACUUAAGGACCAAGUACCUUCCACAAAGUUUAAGAAAACCCUGUUCCGUUGAAGUUCUUGUUUCAGUUGAUAUUAUUGUUCAGUUUCAGUUUAAUGUACAGUUUAUUGUGUAGUAUAAUGAAUGUAUG
Molecule: messenger RNA, 799 nt
Organism: Branchiostoma belcheri (Belcher's lancelet)
Lineage: Eukaryota; Metazoa; Chordata; Leptocardii; Amphioxiformes; Branchiostomatidae
Product: transcription initiation factor TFIID subunit 11-like
Exons: 5
Coding region: 106-723 (205 amino acids)
Biological process (GO): transcription initiation at RNA polymerase II promoter; RNA polymerase II preinitiation complex assembly
Cellular component (GO): transcription factor TFIID complex; nucleus
Molecular function (GO): protein heterodimerization activity; transcription coactivator activity
Source: RefSeq, a predicted model, not a curated record